This is a messenger RNA of Mugil cephalus (flathead mullet), 4067 nucleotides long. RefSeq names its product spindlin-1 (gene spina). The record is from RefSeq and is a predicted model, not a curated record. Bases 290 to 1066 code for a protein of 258 amino acids. Gene Ontology annotation, biological process: gamete generation. NCBI's taxonomy places the organism in Eukaryota, Metazoa, Chordata, Actinopteri, Mugiliformes, Mugilidae. The transcript has 8 exons.
AUUUUUGUGAUGAGAUGGCUGUGGAGUCUCAGUGGUUCCUGCGAAGUCGAAACGGGCUCUGUGGACAGACAGCAGGAGGCGAGAACCCCCUUCGCAGUCAGCUUCGACCUCCAUUUUCCCCCUUAAAUCAUAACGGUUUGAUGCUGAUUUUGUCGCACACUACAAAGACUGAGCCAGAAAACUGCUGAGAAUCUCUGCAACACUCCUCAAUCCUCUAGAUUGGCUCUGGACAGGUUCGUGUUGUAGCUGUGUGGCUGGGCAGCCUGGCUGCCCCCCUGCCUCCAGAUGAAUGAAGAACACUCCGGGACACAGAGACACAGCUGAUACAGGGCAUGCAGGUGUUUCUGCAAACAUGAUGAAGAAAAAGAAUCCACACAAAAAGCAUAAGAGCAGUCUGGGUCCGACUACCAAAGUGCUGUCGCAACCACGACGCAACAUCGUUGGCUGCAGGAUCCAACAUGUCUGGAAGGACGGAGGAGGACACGUGAUCUGGAAAGGAACCGUACUUGACCAGGUGCCAGUGAACCCAUCUCUCUAUUUAAUAAAGUAUGAUGGAUUCGACUGUGUUUAUGGACUGGAGCUUCAUAAAGAUGAGAGGGUUCAAGGACUGGAAGUUCUGCCUGAUAGGCUGGCCAAAUCUCGCCUGACAGACGUCAACCUGGCAGAUACAAUGAUAGGCAAAGCUGUGGAGCACAUGUUUGAGACAGAGGAGGGUCCAAAGGAGGAGUGGAGGGGGAUGGUGCUGGCCCGGGCUCCCAUCAUGACCACAUGGUUCUACAUCACCUACGAGAAAGAUCCCGUCCUAUACAUGUACCAGCUGCUGGAUGACUAUAAAGAAGGAGACCUCCGUAUUAUGCCUGACUCCAACGACAGUGUCCCAACGGAGAGGGAACCUGGAGAGGUGGUGGACAGCCUGGUGGGUAAACAGGUGGAGUACGCCAAAGAGGACGGCGGAAAACGAACGGGCAUGGUCAUCCACCAGGUGGAGGCCAAACCGUCCGUCUACUUCAUCAAGUUUGAUGACGACUUCCUCAUUUACGUGUACGACCUGGUCAAGACAUCAUAAGACUUUGCAGACCUCCUGAGGCCCCCCUCCUUCUACGUGACAGAAACAAAAUGAAGCACUUGUUGAAACAUCUGAAGCAUUCAACCCAGCACUUGUUCCUUGCACCAUGAAAGACAAGAAUAGACUCAGAAAAAGAUUUUUCAAAAUGAAAACAGAUAAGAAGACAAUUUAUCACAAUCAACCUUUUUUCCCAUCUGGGAAUAUUUAAGAUGGAAGUCCUUCUUUAAACCCUGAAAAUAGAGUAAAAAAAAACUUCCAUGGUUUUAUGUUACCUUUAAUAGGGUCAAAAAUUUCCGAGACUCUUUAAUUACCUUCUGUACAAAGAGAAGGUGCCUAAAAGUUUUAAAGCAAAUUUUGAAAAAAAUGCUCUUUUUCGUUGGAGAGAACUUUUAGGAAUACCAUUCAAACUUGGUAUGUAGAACACAACAGUGCUGAUCAGUAAAUACGUCACUGAACAGAUUACUUGUAGCCAGCUCAUUUCUGCUUAAAAAAACAAACAAACUUAAAGUGAAGUACACACGUUAAGUAAAGCAUGGUCAUUUCAAACCUACAAUAUUUCUGGAGUAGUCUUCAAAGAUUUGUCAUGAUUGUUAGUGACACAUCUGGCCACAGAAAAUUGUGCAAACUCCCAGUGAAGCAAUGUAGCCAGGAGCCAGUUGGCGGAAGGGCCUUGAAACAAAACAAGUUGUAACUACAGUGAAGAAGUAGCAGAUUUUUGGACACAGAACCAUGGGCAGCACAACUGUAAGGAAGCCCAUUUCUGGCACUCAAAGAGACAAAAUGGCCAAAAUAGUUAGGAAAGAUCAAAAUAAAAUAUCGUCAGCGUGAGUCAGUAUUGUCAUAUAGUAAGUAAAGUUUAUGACACUCUAAAACAGUUUUACAGAUUUGAAUUUUUCAGUUAAGAUGCAAAACUUUUUUUAAAAGAUAAAUAUUUUUAUUUUAUUUUUUUUGGGCCAAGGUUAUAGCAGGAAAACAUCAAAAUAAAUCUUUUGAUUUAAUAUCUCAUCAUUUUGAUUAAGCAAACAAAUGCUACCAAACUAUAUUGUAACUUUCACUUUAUACUGCAGUAUGUCAGAAUUCUGAUUAACCAAGAGUAGUUGUGUCUUUUAUUUGUUCCACUACAAAAAUGGACUUCCAUAUGACAAAGAUCCAGGAAGCAUAAUAAACUGGCCCGAGGUUACCAGUUUGACAAGUUGGACUUUCUGAGGCCUUUGAAACAGUUGCCUCAGAAUCUCAAUCUUGUUGGUUACAUCUCAAGAGGAACCAUGGAGAUUAUCAAAAAAUGUCUUUGGAAGUAUCUCUAAAGCAAAUUGUUCCUCUCGUUUAAACUGACUGAAGUGGAAUACCUGUUCCCAGUUAUUGUAUAGAGAAAAACAAGAUUUGUGAUUUUUCAUCACAUUGUGCUGCAACAGGCUCUUUGUCACCAACUUCACAAAGGUCAACACAUCGUCAACAUCAGCCGCUAAAAACUGGGAUUAAAAAAAAAAGGAGUCUUUCUGCAGGUUGCUUUCAUCAUUGCCAAAACCCCUUCCUGUUGUGAAGUAGUUUGAGUUGUUUGUUUGAGACGAUCGGACAGCUUUUUCUUGUGAUAUCACUAAAGCCUUUCAGUUUGUUUUCGUGUUGUCUUUUCUAAGUGGUCAAUGAAGGAGUAACUGGACGAAGACAAUGAAACUGAGACUUGGCCAAAGCCCUUUCUGUCCUUUUGAAGUUUGCUUAACUUGUUACAGAUGGCAGACAGCCACCUGGACCUUUGACUUCUGGGACUGAUGGAAAGCAUGGCUUAAUGCUCCUUAAAUCCCACAGGGAGAGAUAAGAAAUAUAUUCCCUGAACAGUUUGUGAGUGUGUUGGACUUUAAAGAGCACCAGAAGUGACAAGAAGAACUAAUCUGCUGUAGCGCUACAGUCACAUCAUCAAUCUCAAAGACACCAACACUUGCCAAGAUGCAUUGAAAUUCUAUUUCUGGUUCACUUCCAUGUGUUCUUGUUAAAAUUCUAACUGAAACAAAAGUUUCCCAGUCUGUAUUCACACACAAACCAAAUGUUUAUGGAUUCCUCAUGGCAUUAUCUCCUGGACAUCCAAAGAAAUGCAGGCUUCCAUGAGAUGAUCUGGUCCACUCCCCACCAUGUUGAGAAUAUGCAGUAAGAGAGGUUGCAGUUGGUUUUAUUUAAUAUAUGAAGAGAUUAACAACAAGUGAAGAGUUAAAUUCUCAUUCUCAAAAAUGUACUUUUUAUUUUAUUUGGAUUUACCGCAGACUGAAGGUUUUUCAUAAACUGACGUUUUGUACUAAUUUGAACUUGUGGUUCAAACAUAUCUGAGGCAAUCGAGCUGUUUUUACUGGUUGGUGACUGAUAUUCUACUUUGCACUUUCAGUAUUGUGUCACCCAGUUACAUUUUUAAAAAUGGAAACGGAGUGAAAUGGAAAACAGGGCCUUAACCAAACCAUUUGGUUUGAACAUUGAAGCUGAUGGCAGUCAGUUUAUUGGUUUGAUAAGUUUAAAUUCUGAGAGCAUCUCAAGCACUUAACACAGCUGGUAUCAUUUACUGUAAUUUCCUACCAAAUAAUAUAGUUGCAUUGUCUGAAUCUGUGUACAGAACAGUUGCGUAUGUAAAACCUUCAGUGUGCAUACUUCCUGUGAUGUAGUUAGUUGCCGAGGCAGAUUACAGCUGUUAUAUCCGCUAUAAAAAAAAAUGACAGACCCUCCCAGAGAUCUGUAUGUCACUGCACUUGUGUAUCUGUUUUGAUUUUUAUGGAAAAAGAAGUAUGAUUGUGAUCAUCUCAGCAGGCACUAAUUAGUUAACAAAAAUAAAAAGGUUGUUACUAAAACUUAAUUUCCACCCAGGUUAUGCCCGGUUUAGUUCUGUUGCUAUUAUGAUACCAGGUUAUUGUGGUUAAUGUUGGAAUGACAUGGGCCUUCGAUCAUUCUUCUGCCUUGUAUCGUUUGUUUUUGUAUGUUUAAAAGUGUAUGUUAAUGAUUUUUAUUAAUGGAAAACCUGACACGC